GGAGAGCCGGAGCUCAAACAGGUGUAAACCCAACAGGUAGUAAGCUGAGCCUCCGUUCCCUCCAACUAUGAGGGCAGAAAUCCUUAUAGAGUAGGAUCAGCUCUUCAUGCUUCAUCUCUAGGAAAGAAUUUUUCUUUUUAACAAAGCAAACCUCCUCUGAGGAUGAGAGCGCCUCGUCUCACCUGGACUUCUGGACGGAUGGAUUUCCUGGAAUGAUGAGCCUCGUCCUGGUGCUGAAAUCCCCCCUGAUUGUGUCAAAGUUGGAGCCACUCCUGAGGAGGAUGACCUCUCUGCAAAGCAGCGUCCUGCUGUGUCUCUGUGUCCUGCAGAUCUUUGAGUCACACCAAACGUUUGUGGAUCUUCCUCCAAACAAGUCCAUCCAGUCGCUGACGGAGAAGGAGACCAUCCUGCCCUGUGUGUUCAAGCCGGGCCAGGGCACCAGUGUGGUGCAGAUCACCUGGUUGAAGAAGACUGCAUCUCAACCGGAAAACAUCAUCACUGCACACAAUACUGAUGGACAGACAGUUUUCCCAAAAUGGGCCCAGCGGGUCCGCUUCAAAAGCAGGGAUCCCAUCCAGAACUCCUCCCUGGUCCUCAUGAACACAGACAUCUCUGAUGAAGGGAUCUACAUCUGCCGCAUCUCCUCCUUCCCCGACGGAAACUUUGAAACAGAGAUUUCUCUGAAACUGUGGAUCAUUCCCAUUACCUCCCUCGAACCCGUCAUUCUGGUGGAGGGAGAACCUCUCAAGCAGGUCGCCUCGUGUCGCUCCUCUGGACACCCAGUUCCUCGACUGUCCUGGGACACCGAUCAGCCAGGGCAGUCGUCCAAUCGCAACUUCAGUGGUGGAGUGGUCUCCACUCAGUACUUCCUUCAUCCACUGAAGAGCAUGAAUGGGAAGAAGUUGGAUUGUCUGGUGUGGCAUCCGGCCUUCCUGACCCCACAGAGGAUUAAAAAUAACCUGGUGGUGCAGUUCGCUCCUCAAGCCGAGGUGAAAGGGUACAACAAUUCGUGGUUUAUUGGAAUGAAAAACAUCGCCCUCAAUUGUGUGAGUGGGGGGAACCCUAAACCCCAAAAUUUCACCUGGACCAGAAUUGGUGGAGAGCUGCCUAGAGGAGCGAGGGCGCAUCCUGAUGGAAGACUUGAGUUUGUGGAGCCGCUAACCUCCGAGGAUAAGGGCACGUACCAGUGUGUGGCUGCAAACACAGUGGGGGAAGCAGCAGCCCAGGUGGACAUUAGUUUGAAAGAUCCUCCCCUUCUGGACGAAAGGUUAAUGAUUCUCAUCGUGGCUGUUGUCUGUGGACUCCUGAUCUUGAUGGUCAUCAUCGUCAUCUCUGUCAUAUGUUACCACAAGCGCAAGAACAAGAAACUCAAGGAGGAGCUGAAUAAGAAGACAGACGAAGUUGAUACUCUGUCCAGACAGGCUUCUGUUAGGAGAGUUCAUUCUGCCAGCACUGACGCCAGGGGACUGAUUGAAGAAUUCCCCGUUAGAGUGUCAGGAGUUCUGAGACAGAGCCAGAGUUCCCUCGGGGAGCAGGCCUGUUGCCGUGACAGCAGAUCCACGAUCUCGGCGUUUGACUCUCUGGGCAGGCCGGCCAUCCACAGAUCAACAGAGCGCUAUCAGCACAGAGAUGAGAACAUGUACAGAGUGGAAGAAUUUGUGAGAAGCUCAGUAAGCUCACAAAAGGCCCAUUACUACCAACCUCUCGUGGCAAACAACUACUCUGUGGGAAAUUCACACGAUGGCUUCAGACAUCUGAACGGCAGCGCCAUUAUCGCAGCUGAUGGAGGAUCACGACAAGGGAGUGUUCUGAAAAACCACCAGGUCCCUCCGAUGAGCUACGGCUACUCAAGUGUCAUGGACGAUGAGGAUGUUGAUGAGGGGCUGGGUGGUCCAGCCAGCCAAGAGCAUCCUGAUGAUCAAGACAGUGUGACCAACAGCUUCCACGUGUCUGAGCCUCACUGCUCAUAAACGCCAGAAAGGAGGACACGUAUGAUGUCACACAAGGAUCAGCUUAGAGUGAACGAAAAAACAGACCGAAAACUUGGAAAAUAGACAUUGUAACUGAAAAAAAAAAUGAAAAUUGGAAAACAAGACAUAAAAAUAAAAUUAAAAAAAUAAAAACUUGAAAUAAAUCUUAACAUUAAAAAAAUAAAAAUUGAAAAAACCUUGAAAACUUGAAAUAAAUCUUGAAAAUUUGAAAAACUACUGAAAAGUUGAAUAAAAAACAUAUAAAUGUAAAAAUUACCAAUUGGAAAACAAUGUAUCCAUUAGUAAAAGCUGCUGUUUUGUAUUUUCAACUUUUUUUUUUUUUUUUUGCUUUUCUGAAUCUUAACUUUCAGUCCUCAGUUUAAAGUGCCAAUUCUGAUUUUUAGGUAUUUGCUGCUGAGCCCAGUUUUACAUGGGGUGGGGCUUGGAGCUCAUUGGCAUUUUCAAAAAAGUUGAAAAUUCAAAACAGCAGGUGUUACUAAUCGAUUAAUUCUUUUUCAAUUGGUAAUUUUUACAUGUAUAGUUUUUUUUUAAUUCAAGUUUUCAGUAUUUUUUUCUAAUUUUCAAGAUUUAUUUCAAGUUUUCAGGUU
Oryzias melastigma (Indian medaka) is the source of this 2578-nucleotide messenger RNA. Its product is annotated as nectin-4. The transcript is spliced from 11 exons. The record is from RefSeq and is a predicted model, not a curated record. Gene Ontology annotation, biological process: homophilic cell-cell adhesion; heterophilic cell-cell adhesion. The coding region runs from base 213 to 1970 and encodes 585 amino acids. NCBI's taxonomy places the organism in Eukaryota, Metazoa, Chordata, Actinopteri, Beloniformes, Adrianichthyidae. Gene Ontology annotation, cellular component: adherens junction.